AUGUGUUUUUGGCCACACAUUGAGGACCAGUGUUGCCGACAAUCGCCGCAAACCGAUAGGAACCGCUCUCUACUGGUGAUCACCCGUCGAUUGGUCCGAGAGUUGACGGUUUCCACACACUUGUGGUCAUACAAUGGCUGUGAUGACAGACCCCAAGAGAUCGCAACUAACUUGCUGAGCGCCGUUGGGCUUCCGCGACAACAUUUGCGCUCAACGUAUGCAUCAGUGCUGUUGAAGAGAGCAGUCAGUCCUGUCAGUCCACUGCCAUCACAGCACUGGUUAUCGCCGACAGCGCUCAACACAUCACAUCCACAUCACAUCUUACAUAACACAACCACUGGUUGGCAAGAAAACCAGUAUUGGCUAUACUUUCUUAGUUGGCCGGAGGCGUCCCAUCGCCACAACCACUGCUUCCUGGAGUCAGAGCCCAUCCGAUCCCUCCAAUCCCUCCACCAAUAUAUCAACACUCGUUAUAAGACGAUCCGUAAGUGUUUUUUCCGAGUCUUUUCCUAA
This is a messenger RNA of Medioppia subpectinata, 513 nucleotides long. The record is from the annotation of a GenBank genome assembly. Lineage: Eukaryota; Metazoa; Arthropoda; Arachnida; Sarcoptiformes; Oppiidae.